GGAGUAACUUAACACGUGCUCUACUUUCUCUUACAUGCCCUAAUAUUUCAGCCUAGUCUUUAGGUUUUAGUUUCAGACUGAACCAAAACAGUUACGGAUCAGAUUCUUUGAAACUGUAUGAUUCUUUGACUUCUUCUUAAAAGCUGACAUACUGAAGGAUCCUCUUUGAUUUGUAAACUUCCUUUUCUUUUUCUGGAUUGUUAGUUCCUGUUGUUGAGCGCAAUGAAAACUUGCAACGGACCAUCUCGCCUGCUGGUUCAGCUAAUGUGCAUUACAUUUUUACCAGUUUUUGUGGCACAAAGGGUCGAAGUCUCACCUGAAGUGACUGGAUACGUUGGAGAUGAUGUCACCUUGCAUUGUCAGUUAAUCCAAGGACCAACACAUACCAAUAUAACUCAGGUUCAGUGGGCUCUUCAGGAUGAAGAAGGAACAGGAAAAAAGAAAGUCACUCUCAUUGUUUUCAACACGAUGUUUGGAGUGAAUAUUUCUGAGAGCCCACUGAAGGAGAGAGUGGCGUUUGAUAAACAUUCGUUGGUAAUUAAUGCUCUAGAAAUGAAAGAUGCAGGAUCCUAUACCUGCAUCAUUUCCACUUUUCCCAGUGGGGCAUUUGAAGGAACCACCAAACUUGUUGUUGAAGAUAUGAUCCCAGCACUGCUAGAGUUCAAACUGCCCCUGACAUCCUGAAGUAUGUACAAAUGCAACGGCGAUACAACUUCAUCUCUUGGCUCAACAAAGACAUUUUACCUGCUGCUGCCUUCUCCUGAGAAUUGGAUGAAACCAGAAUCUUUCUUCCUUUUCUAGUUUAGGAACAUCAGGCAAACUCAUCAUCGCUUCAUGUCAACUUAAUUUUUUUCUUUUUCAGAGUCCAUUUAUUGAGGACAAAUUUUUCAUUUGGAAGUACUGACAUCUGCUGGUCAUUCGAUGUAAAGCAGCCCAACUGUGAUAUUACAUGCGGCCUAACUUGUUUCUUCUUCUGCUAGUGUAGAAACCAGUGUUAAGAAGCAGAAAUUCCAAAGCAGCAUGCAAGAUUAAUAAUCCCUGUACCGGCUUAAGAGUUGGCAGCCAGAAUCUCUGUGAAUUUUAGUAGGCUACUGCUCAUCCUUUGUCCCUAACGUUGCUGACGGAGCAGGAAGUAGGGAGCUGCUGAAAUUGAGGAAGCACUGCUAGUCCGACUGAUUUGCUGUUAGAGAAACAAGGAGAAUGUGGGUUUCGAAACAGCCACUGAACUAAUGACUUGGACAGGAUAUUGGACUCUGUGGUGACUGAUUACUUGCUUUGCUGGAGCCUUUAGUUUCUUUUUUGUAUUCUUUUUUUUAGAAUACCACCUUUUUACUCAGAGGUAUCUCAGAGAUAUUAUUAUUCAUAAAGUUAAAUAAACAUCUAUUAUAUUACCAAAAUUCUUUAUUAUUGGCUGAAAAUGGCAAGUGGUAGAAGAAUUUUUCAAACCAUUCCUUUGGGGAAAGGAGGAAUUAAGCACCAUGACCUCACCACACUGUGGUAUGAAAAAGUGAUAAAGUGAUUGCGCCCUUCUUGAUUUGCUCUUUUUCUGUAUGUUUGUCACACUUAUGUAAAUAUUAGACAAAGAUAAAACAAGUAAACGUAAAAUGCAGUUUCUAAAUAAAGGUGUUUAUUGUUAAGGAGGGAAAAAGUCCAAUCACUUUUUCACUGUGUGAAAAAAACAGCUGGAGACAUGGGUUAAAAUAAGAGCUCAUUCAUAAGUGAUUUGUCGUUAUGGAAUUGUUCUUUUAUUUGUUUUAUUUUAUUGUUACAAUAAGUGAUGGUUGGAAAAAAAAAAGUUUUACACUUCUUACUGUGACUAGCAGGAGCUUUUAUUUUGAAGAUCUACAGGAGGUUGUGCGUUAACAUGCCGUGUUGCCACGAGUAACUGGAAAAAAAGAAAAGCCGAUGAUAUCUUAAUUAGCAGCAGAAACUGUCUUGGUUACUGAAGCAAAUCUUCAUAAAAGUUGUUAAAAAAAAAACUGUUCCAGAAGUAAUUGGCCAAUAUCUCAAUGGUGAGAUGAAUGUUAGGGAGAGCUGCUGAAAUCAAAAUUAGUGCCAGCUAAAUUAAGGGUGUUUCACAUGACUGGAUCAGGUCUUUUAUUGAGCUAUGAGGUCAUUGGAAAAAGGUCCAGUGAAUCCACCGGAUGGUGAGCCUCCCAGUGUGAACUCCAGGAUCCAGAUCAGCACAACCAGUCAGACAGCGAGUGAUUUUUCUGGCUUCUGGUAAGAUUCCACCAGUUAUCCUGACUGGUAACAGUUGAUAGACAAAAAGAAUGCACUUCAGCCCAGGUUGUAAUGUCUGUUUUGAAGCUGUAAUCUGUUGAUUAAAAAAAAGUCACAAUUAACUGAAA
This is a messenger RNA of Oreochromis niloticus (Nile tilapia), 2351 nucleotides long. RefSeq names its product nectin-1. The transcript is spliced from 3 exons. Gene Ontology annotation, biological process: heterophilic cell-cell adhesion; homophilic cell-cell adhesion. Lineage: Eukaryota; Metazoa; Chordata; Actinopteri; Cichliformes; Cichlidae. Gene Ontology annotation, cellular component: adherens junction. The coding region runs from base 223 to 684 and encodes 153 amino acids. The record is from RefSeq and is a predicted model, not a curated record.